AUGCUGAAGCCCAUCGAUGCCUUGUACUGCACUACAAUCGGGGCCACGCGGAAGAAUUGGCAGCUUGCCAUUCUCCUGCAUCUCGUCUUCUUCAUCUCCAUCCUCACCGGUAUCACCAUGUUCAUGUUUUAUUUCACAGAGGUUUGCGCCUCUGCCCGGCGCUGGCAACUAGCGCUGUGGCUUCUGACCGAGAUGGCCAGCGAGCAGCUCCGACACAACGCGAUCGUGUGCAGCGCAGCCAUUACGGCCUGCACUCGAGGCGAGCAAUGGCCAGAUGCCGUCGCCAUCUUCGAAAGGAUGCAGAGCCGACAGGUGGAAAGCGACCUGGUUGCCUGCAAUGCGGCCAUGGCAGCUUUCGGGGCUGGUGGUCGCUGGCUGCAGUCCUUGUUGAUGCUGCCCCCGGUGGGGAGCAGCCACAGCUUCGGCACCGCCAUCAGUGCGUGCCAAGAGGCAGCGCAGUGGGAGGCGGCUCUCCAGACGCUGCCUUCGUCGCAGACGCGGGUCGAGACGAACGCGUUCAUGUACAGUGCGGUUAUCAGCUCUUGCGCCAAAGGCAGCGCUUGGCAAGUGGCGAUCUGGCUGCUCUCAGCGAUGCAGCUUUCGAGGCUGGAGAGCAGCCUUGUAGCUCACAACGCGGCCAUUGCUGCAUGUGAGCAUGACGGCCAGUGGCAGCGUGCUCUGUUUUUCCUGGAUAGCCUCCAACAUGAGCAGCUGCGGAGCAACAUCAUCACCUAUUCUUCCACUAUCAAUGCGUGUGGCAAAAGCGGGCAAUGGCAAAAGGCAUUGCAGCUGUUCGCAGACUUGGUGUGGCUCCGAAUUUCUUCGAACAUCUUCGCCUAUGGCGGGGUUCUGGCGGCAUUUUCCGAAGCAGCCGAGUGGAGCAAAGCCCUCGCCCUGCUGGGACACUUGGGGGCUGAGACCCUGCAGAUGAAUUCGGUCGCCUACAAUGCGGCCAUGUGUGCAUGCGAAAGAGCUGGGAUGUGGGAAGUGUGCGUCAGCCUCUUCGAGGAGAUGGAUGUGAGGCGCUUGGCACCAGACCAGUUUACCGGGAGCACCGUCGCGCCUGCAUUGGCUGCGUUGGGAAGGAGGCAGGCAGCGAGCCAUCUGCUUUCGCGGUUGGAGGAGCAGUCCGUGCAACACGAGGCGAUCGCCUACGGCGGGCUGGUCAAUGCUUGCUCCAAGAUGCAGGAGUGGCAGCCGGCCUUGGAUUGGCUUCUCUCGGCGAGCAGCAAAGGUUUCUGCUCGAACGCAAUUGCAGUCAAUGCAGCCAUCUCUGCUUGUCGUGAGUCUCGCUGGGGGUGGGCGCUGCUGCUCCUGAUGGAGUCAGCUCAGGUUCUGCAGCUCGGAGCACAGCUGAGAGCCGUCUUGCACAGAGCCGCUUGUUUGAUCGCAAUGCUCGCGCCAGCAUUCGUCGCAACGGCCCCGACUCCGGUCGCCCGCCUGCCAGCACAGAGCUUGGUGGAAUCCACCAAGCAAUCUGCGCAUGGCAGCGUGCAGCUCGGAGCAACCCAGUCUACCUUGGCCGGAAUCGCUGGGAUCGCCGGGAUUGCCGGCCUCGCCCAGCAGCGCAAGACAAGAAAGGCCAAGAUGACGGCUCGUCGGUUCUCCAUCCAGAUGCCUCAGAUGCCCUUCAUGGCACCGCCCGACAAGAAGACGGUGAUCAUCACCGGGGCCUCUUCGGGCCUCGGCCUUGCUGCAGCCAAGGAGCUAGCAGCAACGGGGGACUGGUAUGUUAUUAUGGCCUGCCGGGAUUUCCAAAAGGCAGAGAAGGCGGCGAAGGAAGCAGGUAUGUUCGAAGACUCCUACGAAGUUCUCCACUGCGACCUGGCCUCCAACCGCAGCGUUCGCCACUUUGUGGAUGCAUUCCACGCUCUGGGCAGGCCUUUGGAUGCGCUGGUGUGCAAUGCGGCGGUGUACUUCCCCAACGCGCACAAGCCCGGCAUCUUCCUCCCAGGCCUCUUCGCGGGAGAAGGGCCUCGCUACUCUGCCGAUGGCCACGAGCUCAGCUUCGCGGCAAACUACUUGGGCCAUUUCCUGCUCUGCAAGCUCCUCCUGGAGGACCUGAAGCGCAGCACGGUAAAGCCUGCACGUUGCAUCAUCCUUGGGACGGUCACGGCCACUGUGAACGGCGCGGAGUUGGGAGGCAUGAUUCCCCCAAUUGCACACGUGGGGAACUUCGAGGGUCUGGAAAAGGGCAUGAAGGCGCCAGUGUCCAUGCUUGAUGCCCAUGAGUUCAAUGGCGCGAAGGCGUAUAAGGACAGCAAGGUCUGUGAUGUGAUGCUUAUGAAGGAGUUGCACCGCCGAUAUCACAACGACACGGGCAUUGUCUUUACCUCCCUCUACCCGGGAUGCAUCGCCGAGACGGGGCUCUUCCGUGAACACUACCCACUCUUCCAGCACCUCUUCCCUGCCUUCCACAAAUCUGUCACCAAGGCCUAUGUCAGCCAAGAGGAAGCAGGCAAGCGCCUUGCAGCAUGUGUGUCAGACGAGAGGUACGCCACUUCCGGCUCCUACUACAGCUGGGGCGGCGAGGCAGGAACGGGAGGAAGCGGAGGUAAGGACGCGGUGGAGAACAAGGACAAGGAGCUGGAUUGGUUCAUGAACUAUGGCAGCUUCCGCACGCUCUCCAUCGAUGAGAUCGGUGGAGAGGCUGCUGAUGACGCACGCUGCCGCAAGUUGUGGGAUCUUAGUGAAAGGCUCGUGCAGGCUAGCUAG
Symbiodinium sp. CCMP2456 is the source of this 2715-nucleotide messenger RNA. The record is from the annotation of a GenBank genome assembly. Lineage: Eukaryota; Dinophyceae; Suessiales; Symbiodiniaceae.